Messenger RNA from Mus musculus (house mouse), 21098 nucleotides. It is a transcript of the gene Jarid2, whose product is annotated as jumonji and AT-rich interaction domain containing 2. The transcript is spliced from 17 exons. Gene Ontology annotation, cellular component: nucleoplasm; nucleus; ESC/E(Z) complex. The record is from RefSeq and is a predicted model, not a curated record. Gene Ontology annotation, biological process: system development; animal gross anatomical part developmental process. Bases 16192 to 19782 code for a protein of 1196 amino acids. Gene Ontology annotation, molecular function: DNA binding. NCBI's taxonomy places the organism in Eukaryota, Metazoa, Chordata, Mammalia, Rodentia, Muridae.
UUUUUUCUAAAGAUUUAUUUAUUUAUUUUAUGUAAAUACACUGUAGCUGUCUUCAGACACUCCAGAAGAGGGCAUCAGAUCUUGUUACAGAUGGUUGUGAGCCACCAUGUGGUUGCUGGGAUUUGAACUCCGGACCUUCAGAAGAGCAGUCGGGUGCUCUUACACACUGAGCCAUCUCACCAGCCCCGGCAUGGUUUUCUGAGACCACUUCUGUGAACUCUACUAUGUACCCAACUUGUUUUACACAGUCGUCUUUUUUUUUUAAAGAUUUAUUUAUUCCUGUGAUUGUCAAACAGAUCUGGAAAAGUGGAGGAAACUGGCUCAAAUUUCUUACUUUCUCUGCCUCUCAUUCGAGACAGGGUUUCUCUGUAUGGCCCUGGCUGUUCUGGAACUCACUCUGUAGACCAGGCUGGCCUUGAACUCAGAAAUCACCUGCCUCUGCCUCCCAAGUGCCGGGACUAAAGGCGUGCGCCACCACUGCCUGUAUUUUAUGUAUAUGAGUACACUGUAGCUUUACUGAUGGUUGUGAAUCAUCAUGUGGUUGCUGGGAAUUUGAAUUCAGGACCUCUGCUUAUCUGGUUGAGCCUAAAGAUUUACUUAUUAUUAUUAUAUAUAAGUACACUGUAGCUGUCUUCAGACACACCAGAAAAGGGCAUCAGAUCUCAUUACAGAUGGUUGUGAGCCACCAUCUGGCUGCUGGGAUUUGAACUCACGACCUUCUGAAGACCCAUCAGUGCUCUUAACCGCUGAGCCAUCUCUCCAGCCCCUGUUUUACAGUCUUAAGAUGGUGCUCUAUCUUCUUACUAUUUUUUGUAUGGGUGUUUUUUCUUUAUGUAUUAUGUGUGUACCAUGUGCAAACCUAGGGUCUGAGGAGUCCAGACAGGGCAUCAGUCCUCAGGCACUGGAGCCAGAGUGGGUUGCCAUGUGGAUUCUGGGAAUCGGACCCUGGAGCUCCGGAAGAGCAAUAAGCACUCUUAACCUUUGACCAUCCCUUCAAUUUGACCUACUGAGUAUCCUUUUAAUUUCAGCAGUGCUCAUUUUAGCCAACAUGUAUUCGAAAGGGUCAUUUGGAGAAUUAUGUAAAUUCUAGAUGGCAUUUUUCUAUUUCUUGGUUGCAACAGAGUAAACUCUAAGCCCUCUGUAGAUAGUAUUUCUUGGUUUAUUAUACAGUAUUCUUCCUGGUUUAAUUCAUGAAUAUUUGAGUGAUGAGAAGUCAUUGGAUUGAAUCCUAGAGCAAGAGUAGAGCAAUAGUAACCACUGAUUGAGGUUGCUGUAUGUUUGGGAACAGGCAUGUCAUGUAGGAGCAGCAGUCAGUGCCUUAAUAGUAUUCUCUAUCUUUUUUUUUCCCAGCAAUUAAAUAUAAUUUUUCCUAACUGGUGUUAUGAGAAGAAGUUAGACGGUCAUCCAGGAUUUGUAGUAAUGCUACUAUUUAGAUUUAUGAACAAAAGUAAAGAUCUUGUAUUAGCACCAAGUGGUGUGCAGGUACACAGAGGUAAUCCUGUUUCACCCUUUGCCUUGUUAAAUACGGUUUCUCCUGCUUAUAAUGCCGCUGGUCCACAUACUUUAGGCUAGAUAUUCUGGUCAAGUCUCUGAUUUUUUUUUUUUCUCCCUCUUGCUUAUAGGACUGUUGGGAUUGUAUAUGACCACUACAUCCCGUGUGUUCUGGGGAUCAAACUCUGGUUCAGGCAGCUAGGAUUCUUAUCUGUAGAGCCUUCUACACGACUGACUUGCUCAUUUGUAUUGUUUCAAAGUCAUUUUGGCUGUGAAAUUGCUGUUUAUAUGCCAAUUUCUUGUUCUUGUUGAUGUUAUUCAGGCUGUUUCUAAGAUCACAUUUGUCUCUCUGCAGAUCAGGUUUCUUCAGGGCUUGAGUUCCUGGUAUUACUAAGAAUAUUUAACCAGGCAAUGUGGUACCUACAUGAGUAGACAGAGGCACAUGAGGUUUUAUACGUUCUGAGACCACCUGAAUCUACACAAAGUGAAGCCCGUCUUAGCACAGUCACUCCUACACCAGAAUCUUGAAGGUAGCUAUGCUGAGCAAAAUUUGGUUGUUUUCUUGGCAAGAGCCAGAAAGCACAAUUACCAAAAUGGGAAUAACUCCUUUUUUCUGGGCAUACUUUUUCCCUCUUAACCCAGAAUGUUGUGCAAUAGGGUGCACACCUCACCUUUCCUGGACCGCCCCCCAAGACCUUGGAGCUGGAGUUGAUGUUGAGAAUAGAGUACACGUGCAAGAAGGAAGGGUUUAUUUGGCUCACAGUUCAGGGAAUGCAGCCCAGUAAGAAGGGAAGGCAUGAUGGAACUAGUGUCACAUUGAUUGCAUCCAUAGUUAAGAAGCAGAGAAUAUACAGGAAUUGUGAUUAGGUCAUGAAAUCUCCAGAAAAGCUCCUUCUCCCCACACACACAUCUAAACCGCACCUCCCACAUGAGAACCAAUUGUUCAGAAAGCCUGUGGGUGGCUUGCAUAUCUGAACCAGUACAUUUCUUAUGGUAGGAUGUCCCAUCACUAUAUGUUCUCUAGGUCAUGUGUAGCCCUGGCAUGGGUGAAUGGGGUUGUGGCUGUGAAACAAGGAAUAUAUUGACUUAAGUGGCAAAGGACAGUGGGGGAGCUUUCUCUGUCACAGUACUAGAGCUUGGGUCCCACCUCCCGUGUUUGUGUUUCUCAGUUGCCUGUCAUUCCAGCUCCCAAGGAGCCAAUACCCUCUUCUGGUUUUAGUAGGCACUUGCCCACCUCUGUGUUUAUACACAGUUUCUAAAGAAAACUUGGCUUAACUUGGCCAUCAGAUGAAAUGGUUCUACUAUUUCAGUUUUUAUUAUUAUGGAAUGUAUAUGGUAGCAGUAAAGAAGGUUAACCACACAGCCUUUACUAGGAGGGGAGGUGUCUAGUGGUAGGGUGGUGCUUUUUUAAAAAUUGAAAAUACCAUUUUUUUUCUCCUCCCAGAUCAUUCCCACUUCUCUACCCACCCAACCUUGCUCUUUUAAUCUCUCUCACUCCUCUCUUUUCAAACAACAAUCCCACCAAAGCAAAACAAAACCAAUAUUAAGACACAAGGCAUAUGACAAAAGACAUCCAGGCUAAAAUGUAUGGAUGGACACACACACACUCUUAAAAUAAGGGGCUUAUACCAAACUUUUCCCCUCAAGGCUCAGGUAGGCAUGGGGGAAAGGUAGGUGGAUUGUUUGUUUGUUUUAGUUCAUAAAACAGCCGUUGAGAUUUUUUUGGGUUGGCCAUUACUUGUGGGUACACUCCAUUGAUAGACGAGACUCCAGGGGAGCAAACUGGUUUUAUUUUCUUUGCUACCCUAUCUAUCAGUUGCUGUUACCUUCUUGGUUAGGGGGAAGACCAUGUCCACUUGCUCCUCCCAGUUCCAGGACAUCCUCUGAUUUGAAAACGUGUGCGUGUCCUUGUGUGUUUUAGGGUUUCUGUUGCUGUGAAGAGACAACCCGACUACAGCAACUCUUAUAAAGGAAACAUUUCAUUGAAGUUGACUUUUUCAGAGGCCCAUUAUCAUCAUGGCAGGACCCAUCACACUAUGCAGGCAGAUAGGCUGCAGGAGAAUUAUCUUUUUUGAAUGUACAUUUGGUAGAGGUUUUGUUGAGUCACAUAGGCAUUUAUUCUAUAGGCAUUUAUUUUGCAGUAGCAGAAUUGGGAUUCUGCUCAAAUUAUAGAGCUGGGAUUUCAGAUGAGAAUCUGAAUUCAGAGCACAUGGUGGAAUACUAAAUCUUCGAAAUUAUGUUGAACACAGCAUGCUUUAUUUCCACUUGGCCAUUUUUUUUAUUAUUAUUUUUAAUGCUUUUGUCCUCUUUAAGUUUUUAAAAAAACUUAUGCGCAUUGGUGUUCUAUCUGCAUGUAUGUGUGUGAGAGGGUGUCAGAUCCUGUAGAACUGAAGUCACACAUAGUGAUGACUUUCUGUGUGGAUGCUGGAACUUGAACCUAGAUUUUUUUGGAAGAAUAGUCAGGGCUGAUAACCGCAGCACUAUUGCUCCUGCCUUUUCUCCUGUCAUUUAAAAACAAAGAUGUUUCCAGCCUAUUGCUUCUUCUAUAGGACUUUCUUAGAAAAAUUAAAAAACCAAAAAAUAGUGUUAGUUUCACAUUGAAAGUGGUAUAUGGUUGACUUAAUUUUCUUUAAAGACUUCCACUAAAUACUCGCAUGAUUAGUCCUUUGCCCCCAGCAUUUGUGUGAAGGAGUUGGGUGGAUGUCUGCUGUUAAUACAGAGAGCUAACAUGUGAGCCUGUGUUUGAGUGGCUGAUCUCAGCCUUCCACUUCUACAGGGCCUAUAAUAAUGCAAAUGGGCACAAGAUAUCAUAGAUCUCCUUUUUAUGUCAUAAAAUUAUGUGCACCUUCCAUCUUACUUUUGUGCUCCAGAAGUGACAAGGCCUGCAAGCCUUUGCCUUGUUAAGGAAGCCCAUGAGCUGUUUCAUCAGUGGUGUGGAUUGACUGUAGGACUUAACGUCAUUAUUGCAGUUUCUUGCUGGAGCUGGGUGGAUGGGUGUGGCAGUGUAGAGAUCUGCUGGUGGCAAGCCUUCUGCUUCCUUGCUUGUAUAUUCUACCCCGUUCCCUGUCUGUAAUGAAAUGACGGGUUAUUGAGAAAGCUUCUGGGGAUGCGAACCUUGGCCAAUCUCUCAAGGCCCUUGGGCCUGCCGGGGGCUAAAAUUAGGAACAUUUAAAUAAUAACAUGCUACACAAAUAACAAGUACACAUAAUUACACAGUAAGAGAGGGGAGCUAUUAGCUGCAUUUGAAUUUCAUUUGCUCCCUAUAAAUGUCAUCUCAGAUCAGCAAGCCCUUUUGGCCAGCAAAACAAUUUUGAGUAGAUUUAAUGGAAGCUGUAUUUCUUUCUUUAGAUGUACAGCAGGCAGGAAUGUAAUAGUUAAGCUGUUCUUCAUAUUUCACAGUUAGUGUUGGAAGCCUGUAGCUGUGGUUUGUGCACUCAAACCAUCAGAAUAAAUGAGAAUAAAAUGGAUGAGGAAAACUGUACCUUAAGAAUGGAGUAGCAGUUUGCUUACCCAGCUCAAGCCUGGUACUUCCAGGAUUCAAGCUCAGCCUUUUUGGAGUAGACUCCUAUUUAAUUAAUUUACCACUCAGAUAAAUAGCAAGUAGUUCCUCUUUUUUAAUAACAAAAAAUAUUUAGUACACAAGUUAUUAAAUAGUCAGAUUGCAUUUUGAAAACAUUACAGUGAUUCCUUGUCCCGCCUGCCUCUUAUCUCCUGUGUUCUCCUAGUCUCCCUUUCAUAUCCCAUGUGCCAUUUUGCUCAUCCUGUGUUGCCUGUGGUUCUCUCCCUUGGUGUCCUUUCUAAUUUUUUUCGACCAGGCUUUUAAUGAUGUAGCUGGAAUUGUUAAUUAGGAGAAGUGCCUCAGGAAUGGAGAGGUAAGUAUUUACUAAAGUGACCAUGGUUCUCUAAUUCAAUCAUAGAAGCCAUAAACCUAGUUUUUGGUUCUUUACCCUCCUCUGCUUUGGUCAUAGUCCUUUAAGGUCAUCAGCCACCGUGAGGUGUGUAGUUUCAAGUGCACGGGCCUUUCCCAUCAGUCUGGCGCACGCUUUAUUCAGAUGGACAAUCUUCUGCCUUACUGUCUUGAGUGCUGGGGUCACAGGCAUGUACCACCACUCCUGAUGUCACUACUUUUCUGAUGAAAUUGUGUGUCUAACCAUGAUGCCCAAGUUGAAUUGCCUUGGAAUGUCUUUCACUCUCAUGGAACAUUAGCUGGUACAAAAUGAGUGAAGCAAAAAACCAAAAGAGAUUCCUAUAGAAUAAUUAGGUCAGAAGUCCACAUAGGAACCUGGAGUGAAUAUGGCUAGCAGGGAGGCAGUUGUUGUUGAGGGCCCAUUUUUCAACAACCAUGGAAAGGCUGCAUUGAAGACCUUGCAGAGGGGGGUCCUUGAGAUGAGUUAGGCCUUCUAAUCAAAGAGUACAACUGAUGCUGUCAGUGACAGAGGCUGGGACUUGAAAUUGAGCUCUACUGGAGAGUAGCUGCCAGGACAGAUUUCCAUGACUGGUAUAUGUGUUUGGGCUGUGGGUGAGGGAGAUUAAUUGGUAGCAGAGAUCUUUUUAGCGGUAUGUAGGUCUGUCUCAAUAUUUUAAAACAGGAAUCUUGAGCCUUGAUGAGGAGCUUAAUUUGAAAGAACGGAUCAAACUGAAGACAUACUAGAACCUAGAAACUGAAGACAUACUAGAACCUAGAAACCCAAUUUAAAUGACAACAGUGCCAAGUUGUCCCCAUUCUGGCUGCUCAGAAGGAGGUAUUUCAUGGAGCAUUUGCAGGUGGCACUGCCUAUGUAGGUUAAUGUGUUAUAUCCUGCCUUAGACCUAGUGUCCAACACUCUCAGCCCGCCUUGUGCUUGACCUUUGUGAGGGGUGUCCUUGCUGAUGAUGUCAUCGUUUUCAUGGUCUGUGCAUGCACGGCCACCUGGGGGAUGAGGGGAGUUUUUAGAUGCCACACGGUAAGACCCUUGUCUGCUAAUUUGUUUACAUAAAGACCUAUGAUCUGGAUCCUGGCCUUGAAGAGUUGAUCCUUUAGCAGAUGGAUACAAAGCAGGAUGCUGGAGCUAGAACACUGACUAACUAAUUUGGAGGCCUUCUUGUUGAUUGGCUUCUUUAUGUUGGGAAGAAGACAGUUUCCUGCCUCACCUUAGGGCUAACAAUAAUCCUGUACCACGGACAGUACAGAAUGGUAACAUUAGCGGCAGAAAGAGAUGCAAACUGCCUUCCAUUACAGUCUGGUAGGACACAGGGGCAGAUUACAGCAGGAGUUCAUUGUCUAAGUUGUGUUUUCUUCUGUGCUUAUGUGACACUUUCCUGAUGAUAAGGUAGCAAGAUGUUUAUACUUUUCAAAGUUCUUAUUUGGAUGAAGUCAUUCUAUCUUAAGUGGGGAAAAACCGAUUCAUAGGUAAAGAAAGCUAAUGUAGAAGGCAGGAUGGUUGAGUACCUCUCUGUGUUGUACAGUAUGUGCAGAAGGAUUCAUGUGGUGGCCUUGAAAGGAAAAAUCUGUAGUCUUGACCAUGAGAAUCCUAUGUUGGGCUUUUGGGACGAGGAAGCACUUCUAUAUCUAUAGUGAUUUCGUUUAGUAGCCAUUUUAGUAGGGCUUAAUGGCCAUUUUCUAAGUUUAAACCAUGUGUAAAGGGCAAAAGACCCCUAGGAUCACUAGAAAGUUCUUGAUUCCUACACAGGAGUAGGAAUUUGAGUAAUAGGAUCUGCUUAUUAGUGUUCAUUCUUGUGAAAUGAUAAGGCCACAUGUGUUUUUAAAUUUAACACAUUUCAUGUUUUAAACUCUAAUAUGUAUAUUGAUGGUGCUAUAAAUAUUGUUUAGCACAGUGAACUUCUGUAGUGUUGCAGUCUUUGUGGAAAUGCUCUAUCUACCCCGCCACCAGUUGAAAAUACGUUUUUAUUUCUAAGCUACAUGAAUGUUAGAAGUCCUACAUACGGUGUAUCUUUGAAGCUAGCAGAGUGAUUACCGAUAUUUUAAAGUAUCUAGUAAUACUAGGUAUGUAUAAACCCCUUAAUUUACAAUUCAUUUCUUAAUCUAUUUUGCUGCCAAAAUUUCAUCUAUCCUCUUGGCAUGCCCCCCACCCCCAUACCCUUCCUCCCAAAGUUCACAAAACUUUAUAGCUGUCUCAUCUGAGGAAGCUGGGAGGAUGAUAGGAACAUGAGUAGCUUAGUAGUUUACCACUUCUGCUUAAGAGAAGGGUCAUCUGUGUCCGGCCAGCCCUGAGGAUAAAUCUGCAGAGUGGGCCACUUCCUCCACAUGUCCCCCAUUUCUAUGAGUGUAUCAUUUCAUGCUUUGUGUCUCACUACUGAUUCGGCUCUUGGGAGAUCUGAAGCUCUCUCCUUAAAUAAAACCCAUUCAUUUAUUAUUUCUUUUGUUUCUUCCAUGACUUGGGAGAAUUUUCAAAGGACUCAUACUUAGUAAUGAAUCUAGUGAAAAGCUAUUUUAUUUUGUCACAGGGACACAUGCCCAUGCUGCAAUCCUAGAUACUUGGCAGACUCAAGCAGUAGAUCUUAAGGGUUUGCCAACCUGGGGGUCUCGAAGGGAUGUGGACUGCUUGUCUAAUAGAUACAAGAAGCUGAUUCAGUUUUUAGUAUUGUGCCACCACUGUUCCCAAAGAGGUGGUCCCCCCCACCCCCCGUGGGAUUGCAUCUUGCCGCCUUCUUUAAUACUGCACAAGUCUUUGGGUCUAGCUUUGCUAGAAGACAGUCUGAUGCGCCACACUCGUGGGCACGAUCUCAUGGUGUUCUAACUAUGAGGGAAAUUUACCCAUUCUGCACGGGACUUUGGCUUGUACAGAGUGGGUUACUAUGUACUCUACUUUAUUAGAAGAGUUUUAUGCAUUUUAUUUGUGUGGGAUGGGACGUUGUAUGCUGUGGUGAACAUGUGAAAGUCAGAAGACAGCUUGUUGAGAGUUGGGUCCAUGGGGUUACAGAGGUCACUGGGCAUGGUGGCAGGCAGCCUUAGUCAUAGAUAGGGCUAUCUUCCCAGUUCUUACAAAACAAGCACACUAGAAAGAAAGCCUUGUCCCAAAGUGCUCAUAGGAUUUGCUUCUUUAAAGUCUUACGGUAAUUUUAAACUUGCACCUCUACCUUUUGAUUCCUGGAAGUGUUCUGAUACUAGUGGAAGUGUGCUGUCAAUUGAUUGUUGCUUGUCGCUGUCCCUGUCGAUCCUUAAGUUGUUCUGAGAAAUGUCAUGUGAAAGCACUGUGAUGCCUUAGGUUUCUAUUUUUUUGAACUGUUUGAGAGACAUGCAUCUCCUACCAGUUCCUGCAGAGGUAGGGUUGGACUCCAGUGGGAGGCUAGCAUCUCCUGUUUGCCUGCUUCCUCCUCUCAUUCUCACCACGUGCUGCACAUCUCGACUAUGUGGAGAUAGCCUUUCUAGCCCCUUCUACACUAUGCACCCCACAAAUGUUCUGCUCUGCUAGCCUUCCCAGGCUCUCCUUGCUUGUGUAGAAGUCUUCCAAGGGAAUAGGUUAAGAUUGCCAUCAAGUGGUUGGUCUUGGUAGUGGACAAUAGUGUGCACAUAAGUCCAGUUUCUUAGCCUCUCUGUGCAGAACAGUGAAGUUUAGGAAUAGUGUUUGAGGAGUAAUCUGCUCUUACUUAUUUGAGCUGAUGUAUGUUAAGGAGCCGUCUUUGUAAUCCCAAACUGUGCCUUGUAUCAAAGACAGGUACAGCUGAAUCUAUUUGGCUGGGUUCAGUCUGGCUACUGGAUGGAGUACAGGCCAUUUAGAAGGAGUGUACCUCAAGAUCUGGCUUAAAAGUGCAGUGCGUGUCAAUCCCGUCAAGAUCCUGAUCAAAAGUGUGUCAUCCUACCUCAUGAUCUGGAUUAAAACCCUGUGUCUAUUCCAGCCUAGAGAUCUGGAACACGAGUGUGACCACCAUUUCUGUCUGGUUAUAGUUCAUUCCAGAUAAAGUCAAAUUGACAACCUAGAAUUGCUAUCCACCCCUUGUCAUUCACCACUCGACACACAGUUAUAUCUCCUUAUAUCAUAGAUUAUUUUCACUAAAUUCAAUUCCCAAACAAUAACCAGGUCAUAAUAACGCCUAACAACAUUUCUUGUAAAACCACAGAUGCUUAUUUUAAAUUUACAAUAGGUUCUUGGGGAGCAGCAUCCUUUUAGUAUCUCAAACACAAAUAUGAUUUUAAUUGAUGUUAAAGAAAUUGAAAGAAAAUACAAAUAUGUAAAAAUGUAUUCUUAAUGGAAUCCAGUGGAAGCAGGAGAGUCAGUUAAAAUGCUCAUUUCUGCCGGGCGUGGUGGGGCAUGCCUUUAAUCCCAGCACUCGAGAGGUAGAGGCAGUCGGAUUUCUGAGUUCGAGGCCAACCUGGUCUACAAAGUGAGUUCCAGGACAGCCAGGGCUAUACAGAGAAACCCUGUCUCGAAAAACCAAGAAAAAAAAGAGAGCUCAUUUCUGCAACUGCUCACAUGGUUCAUAGAUGGUAUUUAUAACUACUUCUUCUCUUCAUUCUGCAUUAUCUCCAUCCUCUGCAAGCACCUCAGCCCGUCCUGGUUCUUUUCCUGGAAAAGUGACCCUUACCUUCUUUCCUCAUGGGAAUCCUUUUGUCCUUCUGCCUGGAUAGGCUGUUGUAGUUUCCCAUGGACUUUAAACAGGGCAUGGCAACACUAAGAGAAGCCCUACAGGAUCUCCUUCACUCCAGACAUAAUCUUUCUGCAGCAGAAAGCCCUAUAUGUUUGGCUCCUGUUGUUUUUCUAUUUCUAAAAGUAAAGUAGUAAUUUUUCUCUCUCUCAGGAGUGUCAGUCUCAGAAUCGGUGAGGAUUCCUUUGACGUCUUAGUAGAAAGCACACCCUGCAGAAGGUGAUUAGGGUUGAGGCAGCUGCACGCAGGAGCAGACCACUUGGAAAGAAUUGAAGACCAGGUGUGCACCGUUCCAAGGUUCUGGAUGUCAGUACCUUGAAAUCAGGAUCCAUUCUAAUACUAAGAGCUAUGGCUUUGACCCGGCCACCUUUACUUUCCCCUUGCAGGCUCUCCUCCAUGGCGUGGGUAAGGAAGGACUGUCCUACGAGCAUAGAAGGUGGUCCGAAUUAGCAGGUGCUCCUACCGCUGUAUGCAGUUGCUUGCCCUUGAGAUCUGUGAGCUGCCUGCGGUGGUAGUGGUUUAACUGCCUUUGAGCUGCAUGAGAAAGGUUUCUGCUUGCUCAUUUGGAAGGAGAAACCUUAUUUGGAGGGAAAAAACAAAGAAUGGAAAAAUAUCCAAAUGGUGUAAAUAUGAAACAGUGGAAGAAAAAAACCUUUGGACCUAUUUUGAACAGUUAUUUCAAACUGAACGAGGGUAUACUUUAUAGUCAUCCACAUUACAAUCUGUCAAGUCAUAUUAAGCCAGAAUUCCUGGAUUCUAGCCAUCUCAAGCAAUAUUGAACACAUCAAAAAUUUUGAAUGUGUUGGAAUGAACAUUGACAUUGGAUCUUAAUUUUCAUUCUCUUAGUAGCAGAAAUAAUCAGAUUACCAGAAAUAAUCCGUAGCAGUAAGUUUACAGAUUUUGCAGUAUAUUUGGAGACUUUGAUGGCUAAACAUAAUUAGGAAAUCUGAGAUCCAAAGCACCUCUAAAGCAGAGUUUUUUGAGCAUCAUAAGGGCUUUGGGUUUUGUGGGUCUUGAGACAUUGCUCUAUGGUUUAGAACACUUGUGGUUUUUCUUGGGUGGGCUUGGCUGUCCUGAGUCCAGCACUGAAGAGCAGACUGGCCUUGUACUUAUCCUCUGCCCCCAGAGAGGAACACUUUUUUCUUGUAGAUAAAAGGACGCUGGUUUGGUUCCCAACAACCACUCACAUGGUAGCUCUAGUUGCACUUACAUGGGUACUGACGAUUUGUUUCUGAUUUCCAAGUAAGUGCACUGAGUACAAAUGGCACACAUAUAUACAUGCAGACCUGGGCCUGAUCCCCAGGACCCAGAUGGUAAACUAACAAUCUCUCUCUCUCUCUCUCUCUCUCUCUCUCUCUCUCUCUCUCUCUCUCACACUCUCUCUCUCUCUCUCUCUCUCUCUCUCUCACUCACACACACACACACACACACACACACACACACACAGGUGUUAGCUUUGUCCCAUUCAUUGGGUAUGGCAGAGAAUGACUUUCUGGUAUUUAUAUGGCAUAUUGUCUACAUUGUAUUUUUGGACCAGGAGUUGUCUUUUUUUUUUUUCCCCUUUGGAUGAAUGCAUGGAAGGUCCUUGUGAAGUCUCUGUCAAAGAACCAAGGCUGUAUGGUGUGUUCAUCUCCCUAAUCCCGUGCAAUGCAGAAAACCGAGUGUGAGUGCUGCACUACCUCUUGGUCCAGGUGUUACCAAGUUAAUAACCUAAAAAGUGAUUUUCAUUAUGAAUGGGUUUAGAAGCCAUCUUGAUGUGGCCUGGGAGUAAAGGAAGGUCUCAAAGUUUACAAUGGGGACCCAAAGAGAGAUAAUAGGCAGUGUGCACUAAAUACCAGCAAUAGUUACAAACUGUGUUGAAGCUCUUGUAAAUAUAUUGUUGCUUUCUGACAUAUAAACUUCUAAAUAUAACAUUACUGAAGUCUCUCACUUGUUGGCAUCCAUUUUUACUCUAGAAGCCCAUUUUUACAUUAUUAAGUAUACACUCUUGAUUUGAAUAUGUGCAAGUAUGCAGUCAGAUAUACAGAUCAGAGAUCAGCUUUCUCUGUCUAUUCCCUUUCCACUAUGGGGUCAGGCUGUUAGUCUUCCAUUGCAAGUACUUUCAUCCCCUGAGCCAUUGUGCUAGCUGGUUUACUAGUUUAGAACGAUACUAGCUGUGUAUGAGCGAAUCAAGUUAAAAGAACCAGAUGACGCUCCUUCUUAAACAAUAUUUCACUGUAAGUUUCAUAUGUUCGUUGUUCCUUAAGUUCAAAGUUCCUGCAUUUCUCUUUCUGCCAGCAGCCCUCCAAAUGUGUUUCUCAGUGUUGUAUAAGUACAUACUUUCAAAAGAUUGACCACUCCCAUCUUUAACUUUAUGUGUUUUUUUUUUUUUUUUUUUUUUUUUUUUUUGUUUACCUCUUAAAAUCAGUUGAGUGCUUUUCAGAUAUUUUAAAAUCGAUCUCACCGGGCGUGGUGGCGCACGCCUUUAAUCCCAGCACUGGGGAGGCAGAGGCAGGGGGAUUUCUGAGUUCGAGGCCAACCUGGUCUACAAAGUGAGUUCCAGGACUGCCAGGGCUAUAAAGAGAAACCCUGUCUUGAAAAACCAAAAAAAAAAAAAAAAAAAAUCAAUCUCCCAGCCAUACCCUUCUUCAAUCAAAAUGUAUUUAUUGGGAUGCUUCUCUGUUGAAUCUUGAUCAGGAUGCCGUCAGUGGUGCUGUUUCUUGAAGGAACAGCCUUCUCUCAUUCGUGCUUUUCUGCCUAUGAGCUGACAGUGGAGCAGCCAACAUAAAGACUGCUGUUUGUGCAUGGCUUUGGUGAUUUUAUAGUGUCCUUGCAUUUCAUACCCACCCUAAGUGGGCUUCUAUACCAUAUACGUGAUCUAGUAUUUCCUCUCCUAUGUAUCCUGGAGAAGGAGAGAAUCAUCCCUUGGGAGGUCAUGUUCUCUACAGGGAGGCCAUCACCACAGCGGAAGCCAUUCCUCUAAUGUUUGCCUGGCGGCCCUCCCACUCAUGGCUGUAUGGCUUUAGCUUUCCUGGAAACUCAGCUCUGUAGGCUUUUGUAGGCUUUGCUUUAACCCCUAACACGUGUUUACCUGCCUCUUCCUCCCGAAUGCUGGGACCAACGCUGUGUCACCAUUACCUACCUGUUUUGUUCUUUCAAUUACAGUUUUGGUCUCUUGGUCUUUUCGAUGUUGUUCAGAGCAGGCAAUGUUUAAAAAGCUUUGGGACACUUGAUUUUUGGAAGCUAAUUAAUAAUACAACAUAAGAUUAUAGACCCUUUCUAUCUUGUUCUGCUUAGUAGGCCGUGUUCCUGUGACUUGCUCUAAGCCUACUCAGCCAGUAAGGACACUGGGACUGGAACAUGCAGUCUUGUUCUGCUUGUACUAUCCUUAGAGAAAUACCUCACCAGACUAGAUUCUCUCUCUAAUACUCUACAACUGCAUAGAGGCAUCUUUAAUUUUCAAAUUAUCCCAUUUUGCAAAGAGCCCUGGCAUUUUUUAAUCUGGCCUUCUGUUCUGUACUCUAGACUACAUUGUUGUGAUGCCCACUUAAGGGUACUACCUCAUUAAUGACCACCAUUUGAUCCAAUGGGAAAGGGAAACAGAGGGUUAUAGUUAAGGUUAGACAUUGAGUAUUAUCUCUUCUGACUCAUUUCCCCACUAUGAAUGCUUUUUAGUUUAGUUGAUUCUAGUGGUAUUUUAUUAGCACGAACAAACAAGUUAGCUGUAUGAAAUUUGUCACUCAAUGUGGAUCACUCUUUUGAGUUACUACAAUUAUUGGUAUUAUUAUGUUAUUGUAUGGGAUGGCCCCGAUGCCACAUUGGUUAUCAGCACAACUGCAUGUAUUACCCAGUAUGUGCAGGCCUCCCUCCCCUCUUUGGCAUUUUAAGAAUUAUCAAGGCCAUUUGGUAGGCUUGUGUAUACAUAAUCCUGCUUGGUAGAGAGCCAGUGCACUAAAGCUUAGUAAAAUAAAAAUCUAAACAAAUAAUUACAUGCAAUUGUCCGUGUACCUGAUUUUAAUAAUAACAAUGGUUUUAGUAUAUUUGGUUAUUAUAUAUUAAUAUCUUAUAUUAUAUAUUAAUAAAAGUCAAAUAUUAGCCCAGUGUAUCCUUUUUUCCACCUUUUUGGAUCUUGUUUUAAUAAAUCACACCUAGGUGACAGGAUCAUUACAAGAAAUUGGUCAAAAGGAUCAUUAGGGUGUAGGCAUCCUUUGACACUGUUGGGAGAUUCCUUACAGAUACCAAAGCUCAUGGAAGACUCAUAUUUGUAAAACUUUAUAGCCAGGAAUGUUCUUGUAUCUAGUCUUCCACUACUCAGGAUGUGUGACAGGAGAAUUGUCAGUUCAGUUCCAGUUUGGACAAGAUGGUGAGCUAAGGCCAUCUUAGAUCUUGGGGAGUAUUAAGGGAAACUAGAUUCUGAAACUUCAUUUCUCUCCAACUGUAUGUGUGAUAGGUUUCCUCUAUUGCACUUUCCCCAGAACUGGUCAUCACCAAAGUAUCUUGCCCAUCUUCUUUCCAGUUUUCUGCAGUGGGUGCUUUCAGUAUUGAAGAGCCUAGAGGAGCCCUGCAAAGAGGGAAACAGGGGUGGGGAGAUUCUUGAAUGGCCCCCCUGUCUAAAGAGACAUGGUAACUUGGAGUGUGGUUGGAAACCAGACUAUUCUAAGCCACAGCUUUAUCAUUUAUACAAUAGAUUCGCACCAUUCCAUAUGUGGGUAUUACAGGCUUCAGAGGAGAUUGUCACUUCCCUCUUCAGGAAGUGCUGAAAUGCAGGAAAUUUCUUAGGUGAUCUAAGAAAUGACCAUGGUAACUGUCAGGCAUCAUACCCCAGGGAAAGCUAGUAUCUGCCUUUACCAUUUGCAAUUAAAUUAUGACUAUAUUUUAAGAGCCCAGAAAGGUAAGAAAAACAGAGUCAACUUCUUAGGCUGGGGUGUUCCAGUCCUUGAGUGUGAACUUCAAUUCAGUGCUCCGCUCCUGCUUUUAGACACCAUCUUUACCUUUCUUGGAAGGACAUAAAGAGAAGCAUGUGGGUAGUGUAAAGCGUGUAUUCUGCACAUCAGCAUUGUCAGAUGAAGCUCAAAAGCUUCAAAGGAAAUAAAUGACGUUGAAAAUAAAAAAAGACAGACAGACAGACAGACAGACAGACAGACACACACACACACACACACACACACUCCCUCCCUCCAGCUACUGGAGGCCAGUUGGAUGCCUGCCUUUUUCACCCCUCUCAGCAGCUGCCAGGCUACAGAGCCUGUUUUGUGAAAGAUCAAGAAACAAUGAGGGAAAACAGCUUCAGCUUGAUUAGAUUAGAUCAAUUUAUGUGCCUGGGGAGGGGCCUAGGCAGGGCUGGGGGAGGGGUGUCCUGUGCUGGCAGUGGCCCAUGCCUGCCCAUUCGGUCACUUCAUAAGUAAUGAAGCUCCCGUGGUGGCUGGAAUUGCAGGAAGGGGGAGGGAGGAGGUGGAGGAGGAGCAUGUGAAGAGAGAUUUCUGCAGUCUGUCUGGAGAGCUGCCCAGGGUUCCCAGCCAAAAAAACAAACAAAAAUAAAUAAAAGCCAAGUGCUGAAUGACACAGAUUAUGAUAUUAAAAAGGGAUACUAUUGAAACAUUGCCCUGUUUCCUACUGUUGUUGGAAAUGGGUGUGUGCAGAAGCGAGGGGCGGUUAGUGCACUGUACAACAGGCCAUUCCUUGGACACAAAAGUCCGUACAAUUAAAUUGUGAAUGCCCCUCGCCAACGUCCCCUCCCCCACCUCAUGCCAGAAAUUCUGUAAUUUUGAUUUGUCUGCAUUGCAGGUCAUGGAAAUAGCAGGAUGGAAAGCUAGUUUCUUUUGCCUUUUCUCAUUUUAAUUCAUCAAAAUGGUAAAAAGCGGGGAGGGGGAAAGUCAGCCAGAUGCCCCCUCCUUUUCAGUGUUCAAUUCUCUUCCAGGCACAUAAAUAAUCUUCUCUCCCGACUGUCUCCCCUCCCCCUUGGCCCCCGCUGGUGUUCGGCUGUCCUAUUGCCGCGCGGAAUCUGCACUGCCGCUUGCUUAUUACGUACAGGGGAGGAUUGUUGACAAGUGCUCCGGAGCCUGCCUCACUGCGCUCUCCCUUCCUCCCUCCCUUCCUCUGUCCUUCUUCCUCUGUCUCUGCAAUGAUCCGGCUCUGAGGAUGGCUGCUCCACGGGUCUGUCAGGUGCAGUUUUUGGUGGCUUAUCUUGAGGAACCUGGGAUAGAAGGGCUUCUUGGUAAUGCCCAGGCUAAGGCACUAGGACCAGCCUCAGAGCAGUCAGAGAACGAGAAGGAUGAUGCCUCCCAAGUGUCCUCUACUAGCAACGAUGUUAGUUCUUCAGAUUUUGAAGAAGGGCCGUCGAGGAAAAGGCCCAGGCUGCAAGCACAAAGGAAGUUUGCUCAAUCUCAGCCGAAUAGUCCCAGCACAACUCCAGUGAAGAUAGUGGAGCCUUUGCUACCCCCGCCAGCUACUCAAAUUUCUGACCUCUCUAAAAGGAAGCCUAAGACAGAAGACUUUCUUACCUUUCUCUGCCUUCGAGGUUCUCCUGCGCUGCCCAACAGUAUGGUAUAUUUUGGAAGCUCUCAGGAUGAGGAGGAUGUCGAAGAGGAAGAUGAUGAGACGGAAGAUGUCAAAGCAACCACCAACAAUGCUUCAUCUUCGUGCCAGUCAACCCCCAGGAAAGGAAAAACCCAUAAGCAUGUACACAACGGGCACGUUUUCAAUGGCUCCAGUAGGUCAGCACGGGAGAAAGAGCCUGCUCACAAACACAGAAGCAAAGAGGCCACUCCGGGGAAGGAGAAGCACAGCGAGCCCAGGGCAGACAGCCGGAGAGAACAGGCUUCAGGGGCUCAGCCCACGGCCGCCUCGGCUGCGGCUUCCUCUGCCAAGGGACUUGCUGCCAACCACCAACCUCCCCCUUCGCAUCGGUCUGCUCAGGACUUACGGAAACAGGUGUCUAAGGUAAAUGGAGUCACUCGAAUGUCAUCUCUGGGUGCAGGUACAAACAGUGCCAAAAAGAUCCGAGAAGUCAGACCUUCACCAUCCAAAACUGUGAAGUACACUGCCACAGUGACCAAGGGGACUGUCACAUACACCAAAGCCAAGAGAGAACUGGUCAAGGAAACCAAACCCAACCACCACAAACCCAGUUCAGCUGUCAACCACACAAUCUCAGGGAAAACUGAAAGUAGCAAUGCAAAAACCCGCAAACAGGUGCUAUCCCUUGGGGGGGCGUCCAAGUCCACCGGGCCUGCUGCCAGUGGCCUCAAGGCCAGCAGCAGGUUGAACCCAAAGUCAUGCACUAAGGAGGUGGGGGGGCGGCAGCUGAGGGAGGGGCUGCGGAAUUCCAAAAGGAGACUGGAAGAGGCACAGCAAGUGGACAAGCCGCAGUCACCCCCCAAGAAGAUGAAGGGGGUGGCAGGCAAUGCUGAAGCCCCUGGCAAAAAGGCCUCAGCGGCUUCAGGAGAAAAGUCUCUGCUGAAUGGACACGUGAAGAAGGAAGUGCCCGAGCGAAGUUUGGAAAGGAAUCGGCCAAAGCGGGCCGCGGCUGGCAAGAAUAUGCUGGGCAAACAAGCACAUGGCAAGACAGAGGGCACCCCCUGUGAAAAUCGUUCUACCUCGCAACCCGAGUCCUCGCACAAGCCGCAUGACCCACAGGGCAAGCCAGAGAAGGGGAGCGGCAAGUCUGGGUGGGCAGCGAUGGACGAGAUCCCUGUCCUCAGGCCCUCCGCCAAGGAGUUCCACGACCCGCUCAUCUACAUCGAGUCAGUACGUGCUCAGGUGGAGAAGUACGGGAUGUGUCGCGUGAUUCCCCCUCCAGACUGGCGGCCAGAGUGCAAGCUCAACGAUGAGAUGCGCUUUGUCACGCAGAUCCAGCACAUCCAUAAGCUGGGCCGGCGCUGGGGCCCCAACGUGCAGCGGCUAGCCUGCAUAAAGAAGCACCUCAGAUCUCAGGGCAUCACCAUGGAUGAGCUCCCCCUCAUAGGAGGCUGUGAGCUCGACCUGGCCUGCUUUUUCCGGCUGAUUAAUGAGAUGGGCGGCAUGCAGCAAGUGACUGACCUCAAAAAAUGGAACAAACUAGCAGACAUGCUGCGCAUUCCCAAAACUGCCCAGGACCGGCUGGCCAAGCUGCAGGAGGCCUACUGCCAGUACCUGCUUUCCUAUGACUCCCUGUCCCCCGAGGAGCACCGACGGCUGGAGAAGGAGGUGCUGAUGGAGAAGGAGAUCCUGGAAAAGCGCAAAGGGCCAUUAGAGGGGCACACGGAGAGCGACCACCACAAGUUCCACUCCCUGCCCCGCUUUGAGCCCAAGAAUGGGCUCGUCCACGGUGUCACACCUAGGAAUGGAUUCCGUAGCAAGCUCAAGGAGGUGGGCCGGGCCCCACUGAAGACGGGCCGGCGGCGGCUGUUCGCUCAGGAAAAAGAAGUGGUCAAAGAGGAGGAAGAAGACAAAGGUGUCCUCAAUGACUUCCACAAGUGCAUCUAUAAGGGAAGAUCUGUUUCUCUAACAACUUUUUAUCGAACAGCAAGAAACAUCAUGAACAUGUGUUUCAGCAAGGAGCCCGCACCAGCAGAGAUUGAGCAAGAGUACUGGAGGUUAGUGGAAGAGAAGGACUGUCAUGUGGCAGUUCACUGCGGAAAGGUGGACACUAAUACCCAUGGCAGCGGGUUCCCGGUGGGAAAAUCAGAACCCUUUUCAAGGCAUGGAUGGAACCUCACUGUCCUCCCAAAUAACACAGGGUCCAUCCUGCGUCACCUUGGUGCUGUGCCUGGAGUGACUAUUCCCUGGCUAAAUAUUGGCAUGGUCUUUUCUACCUCAUGCUGGUCUCGAGACCAAAAUCACCUUCCAUAUAUUGACUACUUACACACUGGUGCUGACUGCAUUUGGUAUUGCAUUCCUGCUGAGGAGGAGAACAAGCUGGAGGACGUAGUCCACACUCUGCUGCAGGGCAAUGGUACCCCAGGGCUGCAGAUGCUGGAGAGCAAUGUAAUGAUCUCCCCAGAGGUGCUGUGCAAGAAGGGGAUCAAGGUCCACAGGACUGUACAGCAGAGUGGGCAGUUUGUCGUCUGCUUCCCGGGAUCCUUUGUGUCCAAAGUAUGUUGUGGCUACAACGUCUCAGAGACAGUGCACUUUGCUACCACCCAGUGGACAAGCAUGGGCUUCGAGACUGCCAAGGAGAUGAAGCGCCGCCAUAUAGCUAAGCCAUUCUCCAUGGAGAAGUUGCUCUACCAGAUUGCACAAGCAGAAGCAAAAAAGGAAAAUGGUCCCACCCUCAGUACCAUCUCAGCCCUUCUGGAUGAGCUCAGGGAUACAGAGCUGCGGCAGCGCAGGCUGUUGUUCGAGGCUGGCCUUCACUCUUCUGCACGCUAUGGCAGCCACGACGGCAACAGCACAGUGGCGGAUGGGAAGAAAAAGCCUCGAAAGUGGCUACAGCUGGAAACUUCAGAAAGGAGGUGCCAGAUCUGCCAGCACUUGUGCUACCUGUCCAUGGUGGUACAGGAGAAUGAGAAUGUCGUGUUCUGCCUGGAGUGUGCACUGCGCCAUGUGGAGAAGCAGAAGUCUUGCCGUGGGCUGAAGCUGAUGUACCGCUACGAUGAGGAGCAGAUCAUCAGUUUGGUCAACCAGAUAUGUGGCAAAGUGUCUGGCAAACACGGUGGCAUCGAGAACUGUCUCAACAAACCCACACCAAAAAGAGGUCCCCGCAAGAGAGCGACCGUGGAUGUGCCGCCAUCUCGGCUCCCAUCCUCAUGAAGAUGCCGAACCCAUGGUCACUUAUAUAUUUUUUGUAAUUACUAUAUUCUAGUUUGGAGUACUUGCUGUAGGAUACAAGCUGUCUUUGCACUAGCUCUAAAGAAGAAUUUCUUCUGGUUUUAGAGAACUGAUUUUGUUUUAGCAUUAAACUGUUCAAGUUUUUGUACGUAGAUAUCUAGAUACUGCAGUCAGGUUUGGAAGCUGCCGUACACUCACUGUCUAAAACCCUUGAGGGGCUGUAUUAAUUUGUAUCGCCCCAUGGCUGUGAAAUGCCUUUUUUUUUGUUUGUUUGUUUUUGUUCUGUUUUGUUUGGUAACUGUUGAGGAAUAAAGGCUUUUUAACCCAUUUUUGAAGAUGGUGAAGUUUGGAGAACAAAUUUUAAAACCAUCAGUCAGAUGAGAUUUUUCUAGAUUGGAAAAGGGAUAGAAGAUACACACACACACACACACACACACACACACAGAAAAAAGAAAACUUGAAAUGGCUUUACUUUGGCUGUCUUUUCUUCUGUCAUGUGCGAAGGGAGUUUGUAACUUUUGGAACCGGAGAGCCCUGUUUCUUUGGCUGGGCGGUUAUGGCAGCUGAAGGCAAACUGUGAGGUUUGAGUGACGAGGUUCUCAUACCAGCACAUCACUAUGCAUCCGUUCGAGGGAGAGAGAGACAAAGACAAAGACUGCCUGCCUUGGAGGGUCACUGAGGGAGACCUGUGCCUGAUUUCAUUAGGAAAUCCAUUCUGUUAUUUUUUUUUGGUGCUGUUGGCUACUUUAUCAAAAAAACAAAAAACAAAAAAACAAAAAACCCUUCAAUAGCAUCCUUGAGGAAAAGGAACAGCAGUUGACUGUAAGUGCUUCCCUGUCAUCCAUGUGCAAUUUCCCGACAUUCCACCUCCAUCUCUGCUUGUGUCCCUCACAUCAGCAUUAAUCUUUGUUUCCCUCACACUUAGAGCCACUAAGUCUGCAGUUCUUUUUGAAUGUGAAACACAUCUGUGCUCCUCUUGUCUAUUUUUUCUCUUCAUGUUUUAACAAAAAAGAAAAAAAGAAAAAAAAUCCCAUCCCUUUUGUACAUACUCCUGUAAAUUGUUUUAAAUACUUGAGCCUUUUCUUGGAGGGGGAGGGAAGGGGUGAGAAGAUGGAGAAAAGCCUUACGUUUCCGUUUCUUCAUCGGCUGAUUGGAUGCUUACAGGGUUCUCUUGUGACAUGUAUAAGUGCUGCUUACAUCACUCAACAGCAACAGAACGUGGUAGUGGAGUAGCUGUUGCCCUUCUCCGGCUGUGUGUACAGUAUGUGUGGAAUAAAAAAGGGAAACUGUUUUCACAA